Morus notabilis is the source of this 1117-nucleotide messenger RNA. RefSeq lists its product as uncharacterized. The coding region runs from base 166 to 765 and encodes 199 amino acids. The record is from RefSeq and is a predicted model, not a curated record. The transcript has 2 exons. Lineage: Eukaryota; Viridiplantae; Streptophyta; Magnoliopsida; Rosales; Moraceae.
UAUAAAUACCAACAGCUACUGAAUGGUUGUGCCAACAGUACUGCUGCUACUACUACUAGAACCAACCAUAUAAUAAAUUAGGGUUUUACAGUUUUCUUCCACAAAACACAAGUUCUCUCUCGCCCUAUCUUUUUCUCUUUUCCUUAUGUUGUUCUGAACUAGCCCAUGGCAUGCUUAGACAUGUACAACUCCGAGCACAAAACUAAUCACCACCACCACAAGCACCACCACCACCCCCACUUCGCUGCUGUGAGCCCCAGAAUCUCCUUCUCCAAUGACUUCGUCGACGCCCAACAAGCUCUCCGGCAAGAGAUGAUCAGGAGCUCGCUGAGAUCGGAUCCUCCGGUCUCAUCGGAUUUCGAAUUCUCCGUCACCUCCAACCACUCCGCCAUGAGCGGCGCCGACGAGCUCUUCUUCAAGGGAAGGUUGUUGCCCUUCAAGGACAAUACGACGUCGUCUUCCUCGUCGUCGCAUAGGAUCACCACCCUCAGAGAGGAGCUCCUCGCCGUUGACGACGAUGACGUCACCUUCCGGCCUCCGAAAGGGACGACGAGGUGGAAGUCGCUUCUGGGGUUGAAGAGGGCCCACAUUGGGUCCAACUCCAAGAAGGCUGAGAAGAGUGAGGCUCAUGGUGGGCCGGGCGACGGAAGGAGGUCCGGUUUGGUAUUGCAUGAUCAGGAGGCGUAUUUUAGCAAGAACUCACAGGAGUUGUUGAAUGAAGGAGGUUCUAGUGCUUGCAGAGACGACGUGGAGAUUGGAAUAUAGUGGUAUUAUUGAUCAAGAGAGAUGUAUAAUUAUAUUUUUGGGAGUUUAAUUUUCUUUUCCUUUUUUUGAAGAGGAAUUAAGGUGACGGUGGAUUUCUUUAUUUUGUGGGGUUUUUCGGUGAAAUUUAUUAGAGGUUGUCAAAUGUGUUAGGGUCAGUCUUUAUUUAUUAGUCUUAAUUAUUAACUUACUGGUUAUUUAUUGAUCUUUGUAUUUUGGUACUCGGAGUCAGUCUAAUCUCACUGUUCUGAUUUUGUUUUAAUAUCUGAGAAGCAACUGGUUUUUUUUUGCUGUUCACUGUACAAAAUGUUUGAAGUUGAAGUACCUUUUAUUCAAUGUUAAUUAAGUUAUUGUU